CCUGCAGGCUGCUGGCUGUGUGUCAGUGACCGCAGUGAAAUCCGAGCUGCUGGAUUUCGGGAUGUUUUACGGAACAAAGUCCCGUUAAAAGGCGGAUCCACCUCCAAACCGAAAACGAGAAGAAAAGAAGCUUUUGAUUUUUUUCUUCUUCUCCUCCUGACGGGAACAGACGCUAUGGCUGAAGAUGUCUGUGAAUCCUGAUUCUGUUUUCUUGACAUCACGAAAUUCCAGGACUUCCUGUGUCUUCCAAACACUCGAUGAGAAAGAUGACGUCUCUGCAGUUGGUGAGGACAGUGUCCUGGAGAUGCUGAGCUACUCCAAAUUGUGGGACCUGGAGACGUGGCUCUGCAUGCCAUCCACAUUGCUGCUGCCCAGAAGUCUGGACACCGUAUCCAUGCGCACCUCCUGCUCUCUUCCUGUCUCCUCCUCCAUCUACCGCUGUUCCACCUGCAGUGAGCCGGAAAACAUGGCCGCCCUGCUCAGGUCACCUGAUAAACGGGGCGUGGUUCUGACUCCUGCGCUGGCCACACCCCUUGUCCCUGUCCUGUCCUCGACCCCUGCUUCUGGGGUAAUGCGGACAUCUGGGACCUCAGGGAGAGACUCCGCCUCUCAGUGUGGAGUCGUUCGGAAACGCCGGCGUCUCACUGCCAGUCCCGGAGGACUUCGCUGGAAUUCUGCAGGUUCAGUGCAGCGUUAUUUCUGGUCACCGGAGCCGCCUGCUACAUCACACGGGAACGUGGCAGGAGGCAGCAGGGAAGCCAGGCGCCUCCCUGUGAGAGACGAGGGCAGGUCACCUGUGGGCGAGCGAGCGGCACUGAGGAAAACCGUGUCGGUUGAUGACCGUCUGCUGCAGCUGGCAGGUGGAGAACAUCAGCUGAAGCUACUGAGUCGCCUGGAGAGAGGCCGCAAGAAGCUCUGCAACAUCAGCAGCGUGUGGACCGCCGGCUCGUAUGACUCCAGGAACCAGGCGGACAAUAAGAUCUCACGGUUGGCUCGUAGGUGGAACCAGAGGACUGCAAGAGAAGCUCUGAUCCAAGACCUGAACCCGCUGUUUUACUCGCCAAUCUCUCGAACCUCACUCAGCCUGGACAGACGCUUCCCCAUUAUGUCCCAGCAGAUGCAGAACCUGCAGCUGUCCCAGACCAGGAAGUGCCCCGGUGGGCUGACCUCUCCAAAUGCCGCCAAGCGUCUGUACCGUAACCUGUCAGAGAAGCUCAGAGGAAGCACCUCCUCCUUUGAGGAUGGCUACUUCUUCGGCAAAUCGGACCGCCUUCGUAAAGUGUCGACCAUGCAGAGCAGCGACUGUAUUUUUGAGGCAGUGGAGCAGCAGGACCUGGACAUGGUGCAGCUUCUGCUCUUCCAGUUCACCGCAGAGGACCUGGACCUGAACACGCCAAACAGCCAGGGCCUGACGCCGCUCGACAUCGCCAUCAUGACCAAUAACACGCCAAUCGCUAAACUGCUACUGAAAGCUGGCGGCAAAGAGAGUCCCCACUUUGUGAGCGUGGAGAGUCGCGAGGCACACCUGAACUCGCUGGUGAUGGAGGCGGAACGUCGGGCGGAGGAGCUGGCGGCUCAGGCUCAGAGGGACGGCCUCUCUCUGGAGGCGUGUCACAAAGACAAAGCGCUGAGAGCGUGGGAGUGGAGGAGCAAGCUCUACAAACGCAUGAGGACGGGUUUCCAGCACGCACGUGUUCCAGAGGCGCCGUCGAUGGUCCGACUGAGCGUGAGCAGCAGCACCUCACUCACCGUCACCUUCCAGGAGCCGCAGUGUCUCAACUCUGCUGUGGUCACCAAGUACAGAGUGGAGUGGAGCUGUUUGAAGGAUUUCUCGCUGCUGGCUGGAGAUGCGCUACUGGAUAACCUGCAGUCCUUGAAAUUCACCAUCAGCGGCCUGAGCACGGGUCGGCUGUACUAUGUCCGGUUGUCGGCGUAUAACAUGAAAGGCUGGGGUCCGUACGCUUCCUCCCUCCCUCCAUCUGCAGCUCCGUCUGAAUGGAGAGAAAUUGACGGUCGAGAGCCUAAAAGACAAGGUCACAUCGAGGCCAUGGAACGUCUUCUGCAGCAGGUCCGAGCCACGCACACCCACUUCUGCUGUGGAGACUCCUCCAAGCUGCAGAACCCCAGCAGAAAACAGUCUGUCUCUAGAAGUCUCAAACAUCUCUUCAACUCCUCCAAUAAAUUUGUGAAAACCCUCAAAAGGGGGAUCUACCUGGCGGCGGUCUUCUACCAUAAGGACAGUUUGCUGGUGACGGCGGAGGAGCAGAUUCCCAUUGUGGAAGUGGACGACUCCUACAGCAGCUCCCUCAUGCAGGACUUCAUGUGGUUCACUAAGCUGUCCUGUAUGUGGGAGGACGUGCGAUGGCUCAGACAGAGCAUGUCCGUGUCCAUGUCCUCCUCGUCCACACUGCAGGCGCGCCACAAGAUGCUCACUGCCGCUGGACAGCUGCAAAACCUCCUCGGAACGCACAACUUGGGGCGGGUCCACUACGAGCCCAUCAAAGAUCGCCAUGGCAAUGUGUUGCUGGUGACCAUCCGUGACAUGGAGAGCCAGCACUCGCUGUUCAGCGGGAAGUGGAUGCAGGUGACUAAACUACAGAGCCAGAGGAAGAGCCUGUCCACGCCCGAGGAACCGUAUGCCCUGGAUAUCCUCAUCAUCACCAUGCAGGACAUUUUAGCGUAUCAUCGGCGCAGCAUGCACCGGUUAGCUCCGGGCCUCUACCUGGGAUACCUGAAGCUCAGCAGCUCCGUUGACCAGAUCAAGGUGCUGGUAUCCCAGCGGACCCCAAACAUGCUGUGCCACACCCGGAUACGAGAGAAUGCCAAUGUCUCCAGAGAGGAGUGGGAAUGGAUCCAGACUCUGGCGGCUGUAGGUGAGAAAGACCAGACCGUGCAAGCCAGCGAAUGUGCGGAGCCCAGAGCAGAAAGCCACGCCCCUUUACUCUUCUAUGAGCUGCAGAUUGCAAUCAAAUCCCUGUUGAAACAAAUGAACCUACCUCUGCCCCAGGCUCAGCACUUUCGUCUGUACAGUCAGGAAGUGGUGGAACUUGGUCAUGGCGUCUCUUUUCUGCUGCUGCUGCCGGCCGCCGAUGAUGUUUGCUCCGUCCCCGGCCAGACGAACCCCUACACCACUUUGUCCGGAUUUCUCCACCUCCGUCUACAAAUGUUUGAACUCGUUCACUUUUGCACCUACAAAGAAAAGUUCAUCAGUCUGUACUGCCGUCUGUCUUCGGUACUGGACUUGGACGCCCUCAUUACCCAGCAGACAUUGCGGGAAGCCAUUACUGACACCGAGGUGGCGACAGCAAAACAGAGGCACCAGCUGAUCCUGGACUACAUCCAGCAAGUGGACGAGAUGAGGCGUGACCUUCGCUGGAUCAUGGAUGUUCUGCAGUACGCUCGCUACAAGCAGCCUUGCAGUGGUGUUCCCAUCACCUGCCUGGUGGACGUCACUGCAUCAGAGAGCGGCUCUGGACAGCAGAAGACUGACUCCACUUCGUCAAACAUGGACUGCCUGCCCACGCCUUCACCCUCACCUGAACCCCGAAGGAGGAAAGCCGUCAGUGACUCCCAGUUUGGCUUGGAUGAAGAUGGAUUAUCUGAGGUUUUCCUGCCUACAGACAGCGACUAUGACUCCAGCGAUGCCCUGAGCCCCCGUGAUUUAGACCUGCUCUACUCGCCAACCCAGGAACUAUCCCUCCAGGCUGUGCAUUCACUAUGUGGCAGCGCUCCAGAUGUGCUCCAGCUCCAUGAGCUCAAGUAUGGUGCCUGCCUGUCCAAAGAGCUCCCCCUUUCUCCUGUGCUGAAGGAUCCUAAAUCUGACGCUCAUCUGUUCUCAUCCCGAACUGCUCACUCUCCCUCUCAGUCUAAAGACUGCCCCUUCUCAGCCUCCACUUUGCCUCGCUCUCCUUCACUCUCCAAAACCUUCCCAGCCUCGCCAUCCGUCCCUCUGUCUCCCACAAUUUCCAAAGACCUCCCGCUAUCUCUUCCACUUUCGCCGGGACUGUCAGACACGACCAAGACUAUGGAGGGAUUAUCGCUAUCCAAGAGCAACCAGGAGAGUAACCCAGCUGCCACACCUGUGAGGUCUUUGCCCAACCCCCCUUCCAAACGCAAACUACUAUCUAGGAGCCACGGGGGCCAGUACUUCAGCGGGCCACAGCGCUGGCUCAGGGGCUACAGUGGUGAAAGCCACACGGGGUCCUUGUCUGAGGGCAUCUACACAAAGCAGGACCUGGAUCUGCCUGUGCCCUCCCCACAGUGCACCACCUACGUAAGCCAGGCCUCCUGUGUGCUGGAGAACCGGAAGAGCCGACACAGGGAGCAGAGACCCCAUGUUCGGCGGAUCUUCAUAGAACCCUGUAGGGAGCUGUCUCCCAGCCAUGAGAGGACGAGCUGGCAGGAAGACGAGGAAGGAGUGACGACACAGAUGAAAACCUCACCUGUGUCCGUGGUGGUGGCACACGCAGAGUCUGAAGGGGAAGAGCAAGAAGAGGCCACAGGACUAGAUGUAGACUCAGAUGACCAAACUGACACCCAGGUUUCAGAGAUACUCAUUAGCACCCUCUAGAGACUAAAGGGAAAGUUGCUGGUUCAACUCUGCCAAGCCUCAGAACUCAUGGCAUCGACUGUUACAAGAAACCGAGCACUGCUUCUCCAACCAGGAACUUUGCACACGACCAAAAACUGCAGCUUGAGAACGUUUUGCUUUUAGCUUCUGGCAAAUUAAAAUUGGAUUAUAUUUCUUAUUUUCGUCUGCACGUGGAUUCUUUACCGGAUGUGAAUGUAGUUUGGUUCUGUGUGGUCGCCAUUAUUUUGAGCCGCUCUGAGUCCCGACAUGGUCAAAUAUAAAAACGCUAUUGAUAAUAUGUCGGCCGUAUCCCGGAAACGUGAUGUGCCUCAGUCACAUGAUGCAUACUACGAGUAACCUUAAAAGUAUUUUUCUACUACAGAUGUAGUAUUUUACUUGGAAUGUUCCUGAGUAAUCCCAGCUGUACUUUGUAUAGGCAUGAAGUCAUUUUGUUUGUUUGUCUGCUUGUUUGUUUUCUUGACUGAAACUUUGUGCCUCCUCCUGGUUCAGCAUGAUGGGCUCAGGGGUCACUGUACGGUUCAUGCCGUUGUUUCUUCUGUGUUUUUGUUUUCUUAUGUUGGAUUGUUGAAGGUUGUUGUGUUAAAUGUUUUUUUUUUUGUCAGACGUAUGAACACAUUCCUGAAGUAUGCACAUUUGAAAAGUAUAUUUUUAAUUUUUGCACAUACUAAUUUAUUAGUAUGGAAUUUAGAGCUAAUUGAGGUCAUUUGGGCAUUAACGGUGGCAGCUUAUAACAGGAAAGACGGUGAAACACAUUUCAUAGGUUUUUGAGUGUAAAUUUACAGGGGUUUUUUUUGGAAUGUGUUUGGAAAUGUCGAAUGGAUUUCACAAUGCACUUAAAAAAAAAAAAAAAAAAAGGAAGCUAACGGCGUACAUCAGAACUCUUAAGGAAGCCUGAUAAUUUUUUUUUUUUUUUCUAAAUCUAGUAUUAAGUUAGGAAGCCAGAACAUUGUGUCUGGAAUUGACCUAAUAAGAAUCAGAACCGAUCGCUAAAAAGGUGUCAGCAGCGUAAAUACAUCUGCAAAUCUGCUGUCAUUUCACGGCUUAAUGAGUCUUUGUAGUGAGACAGAUUAGCCAACUAGCAUGCUAGCUUGUUUACUCUGCAAAUAAAAGUUACUUGAUGGGAAUGAAUCUGUAGUAUCAAGACUUGUGGUUAGGAGAGAAAACACAGAAACACCUCAUAGGUUUUUAGUUUUGUUCCUGUCCAAAAUUUGACCGUUAAA
Thalassophryne amazonica is the source of this 5811-nucleotide messenger RNA. RefSeq names its product ankyrin repeat and fibronectin type III domain containing 1 (gene ankfn1a). Gene Ontology annotation, biological process: regulation of establishment of bipolar cell polarity; establishment of mitotic spindle orientation. NCBI's taxonomy places the organism in Eukaryota, Metazoa, Chordata, Actinopteri, Batrachoidiformes, Batrachoididae. Gene Ontology annotation, molecular function: protein binding. Bases 185 to 4570 code for a protein of 1461 amino acids. The transcript has 26 exons. Gene Ontology annotation, cellular component: spindle. The record is from RefSeq and is a predicted model, not a curated record.